Messenger RNA from Prunus avium (sweet cherry), 1859 nucleotides. RefSeq names its product Mitochondrial transcription termination factor family protein. Lineage: Eukaryota; Viridiplantae; Streptophyta; Magnoliopsida; Rosales; Rosaceae. The record is from RefSeq and is a predicted model, not a curated record. Gene Ontology annotation, biological process: regulation of DNA-templated transcription; developmental process. Gene Ontology annotation, molecular function: double-stranded DNA binding.
AUACUCAGAGCUCUCUAAGCUUCAACGUGCUGAAGCCUGAGACCAUGCCUCAUCAGGUUGAAGAUUGAGAGCAGUACCAACCAACCAAGUAAGCCCCUUUUGUAAUACUCCAAAGAAUAAAAAUAGCUGCAAAACUAAAGACAAUUUCUUGAUUUAUUUCGUGGUUUCAAGCAGUUCUUCUUCUUCCUUCCCUUGAAAUGAUUAGCUCACUGUUCAGAGCAAGAAAACCCAUCACCCAAAUCGCCAAAGUAGUUCCCAAAAACCCACAACUUUCACAGAAACUCACUCCAAUCCCACAAUCAAUCCAAUCCCACCAAAACCCAUGUGCCCAACUGCCCCAUAGCCAAAACCCUUCAAGGGUUUUACAGAAUUGUUCAUUUUCAACACAGUCCUCAAAGUUUCCAGAGUAUGAGAUGCCCUCUGUCACUUGGGGUGUGGUCCAAGGCCGCAAAGAGAAGCUUGUCUCAAGGGUUAUAAUAUGUGAUUAUUUAAAGAGCUUGGGCAUAGUUCCUGAUGAGUUAGAAAACUUAGAGCUACCCUCUACUGUUGACGUCAUGAGGGAGAGAGUUGAGUUCCUUCAGAAACUAGGAUUGUCCAGCGAUGACAUUAAUGAGUACCCCUUGAUGCUCGGAUGUAGUGUGAGAAAAAAUAUGAUACCUGUGUUGGCUUACUUGGAGAAAAUUGGGAUUCCAAGGUCGAAACUUGGUGAGUUUGUUAAAAAUUACCCACAAGUAUUACAUGCUAGUGUGGUUGUUGAGCUUGUGCCGGUUGUUAAGUUCCUUCGCGGGCUUGAUGUGGAGAAGGAUGAUAUUGGCUAUGUGUUGCAGAAGUAUCCUGAGCUUCUCGGGUAUAAACUUGAGGGGACAAUGAGUACUUCAGUGGCAUAUCUUGUUAGCAUUGGUGUUAAUCCUAGGGAUAUAGGUCCGAUGGUCACACAGUAUCCUUACUUUUUGGGAAUGAGAGUUGGGACUGUGAUUAAGCCAUUUGUUGAUUUUUUGGUUUCCUUAGGCUUGCCAAAAAAGAUUUUGGCUAGGAUGUUGGAGAAGCGGGCAUAUUUGCUUGGUUAUGAUCUUGAGGAGACUGUUAAACCAAAUGUGGACUGUUUGAUUAGUUUUGGGAUCCGGAGGGAAGUGCUUGCUUCGGUUGUUGCUCAAUACCCCCAAAUUCUUGGGCUGCCUUUAAAGGCCAAAAUGUCCUCACAGCAGUAUUUCUUUAGUUUGAAGCUUAAGAUUGAUCCUGAAGGAUUUGCACGAGUGAUAGAGAAGAUGCCGCAGAUUGUCAGCCUUCAUCAACAUGUGAUAAUGAAGCCAGUUGAGUUCCUUCUUGGAAGGGGAAUACCUUCCGAGGAUGUUGCCAAGAUGAUUGUAAAGUGUCCCCAGUUAAUUGCAUUGCGUGUUGAGCUCAUGAAGAAUAGCUUUUACUUCUUUAAGAGUGAAAUGGGUAGGCCACUGAAAGAGCUUGUGGAAUUUCCGGAAUACUUCACUUACAGCUUGGAAUCCAGGAUAAAACCUAGGUACCAGAGGUUGCGAAGCAAGGAGAUCAGGUGUUCUUUGAAAUGGUUCCUGAACUGUAGUGAUCAGAGGUUUGAGGAGAGGUUGCAAGGGGAGUAUAUUGAAACAGAGACUCCAGGUCCAUUAUUUUGUAUGGGUGGAAAGUUAGAGCUGCCUGGAAAUGAAAUGGUGUCAGAUGAGGACGAUGAGAGUGAUGACGAAGUACUUUAUAGGCGCACUGUUUCACUGUAAUGAAUUUUGUUGACAUCAGUAAAACAAAUUUAUCUUAAAAUGUUAUUCACGCUCAUCCGUUUCUGUGUAUGUUGUUUAUGUUGAUGUUUUUUAUGUUAUACAUAGCUUGAUUUUCUU